AUGCCAUCCCAACAAUACACCCCUCCCAGCAGCACCUCCUCCCCCGCGCCGCCACCGCCACCACCACCACCGCCCUCCUCAGCUCCCCCUCCCCACGACUCCUCCCUCCUCACCCUCCCCCACCCCACCGCCCUGAUCCCCCCGUCCGUCGACCCCUCCCUUUCCCCGCCCCCCACCAUCCUCGUCACCGGCGCCAACGGCCUCAUCGCCUCCCACCUCUGCCACCAGCUCCUCCUCCACGGCUACCGCGUGCGCGGCGCCGUCCGCGACGCCCGCAAACACGCGUGGUUGACCGCGCAUUUCGCCUCGUUCGUCUGCCACGACAACGACGAAAACGACAACGAUGCCUCCAACAAUGCUUCCAACGACAACGGCAACGAUGCCUCCAACGAAAACGGCAACGAUGCCUCCAACGAAAACGAUGGCGCCUCCAACGACGCCUCCAACGUCAACGACAACGCAACCGCAAAACCAAAAAAACCAACCCCUCGCUUCGAGCUCGUCCAAGUGCCCGACAUGCGCGCCCCCGGCGCGUUCGACGAGGCGGUGCGAGGCGUCGAGGCGGUGGCGCACGUCGCGAGCGUCAUGUUGGGCGCCGGCGGCGACCACCCCGUGCGCGACGUCGUCGGCGGGACGGUGGAGGGGGCGCGGCGGGUGUUGGAGGCGGUGCAGGCGCAAUAUGAGGCCGGGCGGCGCGCGGAGGACGGGGCGGCGGCGCCGGCGCCGGGGGUGCGGCGGGUGGUGUUUACGAGCUCGGCGGUGGCGGUGCGGGAUAUGGAGGCGUUUCAUGAUCGUGGGAACGGGAGUGAGACGCUGGGCGCGGUGGAGGGGCCGGGGGAGUGGAAUGUUGGCGUGGUGGAGGCGGUGGAGGGGGGGAGGGCGGAGGGGUUGCCGGCCGGUGGGGCGGAGCGGGUCAUGAUGGCGUAUGCGGCGGGGAAGACGAUGGCGGAGAGGGAGGUGUGGGCGUGGGCGGCGGGGGAGGGGGCUAGGGAUGGGGUCGUUGUGAAUACGGUGGUUCCGGCUGGUGUGUUCGGGAGGCCGCUCAGCCAUGAGCAUCAGGGCUAUCCGUCGUCGUCGCAGUGGGCGCCAAAGGCCUUUACGGGGGAUCCGGACUUCAAGCAGUUCCCGAAUUUCUACUGGAUCAACAUCAAAGACAUGGCGCGCCUCCAUGUGGCAGCGCUGGUGCAUCCCGGCGUUGUGAACGAGCGCAUCUUCGGCUUUGCGGGAACCUACACGAUGAAUGAGUUUCUCGCUUUCUACCGCAAACACUACCCGGAUCGGGAAUUCCCGGCGGAUAUCCCGGGCCUGGAAUCCGAUCUGGUCGAAGUCAAGCCUGCCAAAAGGGCUGAGGAAAUUCUCAAGGGAAUGGGAAGGCCGGGAUUCGAGACGCUGGAGGACACUGUGAUGGACAACAUCAUAGAUAUCGCUUAG
This is a messenger RNA of Diplodia corticola, 1431 nucleotides long. Its product is annotated as aldehyde reductase protein. The record is from RefSeq and is a predicted model, not a curated record. The transcript is spliced from 3 exons. The coding region runs from base 1 to 1431 and encodes 476 amino acids. Gene Ontology annotation, molecular function: oxidoreductase activity, acting on the CH-OH group of donors, NAD or NADP as acceptor. Lineage: Eukaryota; Fungi; Ascomycota; Dothideomycetes; Botryosphaeriales; Botryosphaeriaceae.